Messenger RNA from Drosophila bipectinata, 3676 nucleotides. RefSeq names its product dynein axonemal heavy chain 2. Lineage: Eukaryota; Metazoa; Arthropoda; Insecta; Diptera; Drosophilidae. Gene Ontology annotation, biological process: cilium movement involved in cell motility. Gene Ontology annotation, molecular function: dynein light intermediate chain binding; dynein intermediate chain binding; minus-end-directed microtubule motor activity. Gene Ontology annotation, cellular component: axoneme; dynein complex; 9+2 motile cilium. The record is from RefSeq and is a predicted model, not a curated record.
AUGGCCUCCUCCAGUGCCGUAGAAGAUGAGCAUCUGACUGACUCGGAUUUAACAGAUGAUGAAGAACGCAGUGUGGAACCACGCCAGGAGGAAAUCCGACCUGAAACUCCAAAGCCUUCAUACAGCGAUGAGGAACUUCAUCAACUGGUGGGCUAUAUCCAGCGGAUGAGCGUGUUAAGUUGUCUGGAUCACAGAGAUUGGCUGGAGGCCACACUGGACAUUAUAAGAACUUGGCUACUGGAGGUCAAUGAGCCCUUGCUGACCAUUUACUAUGACCGGGACGUCUUGUCCGCCAAUUUAGGUAUGCCCACAGUAUGCGUCUCGGAUUUGAGCUAUUUUCGACGGGAGCCGAAUGAAAUAUUUAGCGUGGACGGCUUCCAUGAUGAGAUCACCUUUGGCACCCUCACCAGCGACGUCGAUGGGUGUCUCAAGGAGCUGCUGGAACGUUUGUAUGUUCCCUUUUUUCGCACCUAUUGCGAUUGGAACGCUACUGUGCGAACCCGCUUCUGUUCCAGCUUGGACAGAUUUCUGGCCUUUCUCACCGGAAUGCAUCAUCAGAUAGCUGGCAUGGCUGUCCUCUAUGUACCGUAUGUGAUCAGCGAACUGGAUACCGGACCAGUGGAUCGUCAGUUGGUGAGAAAUCUAGAGGUAACUGCCCUGUACUGGACCACUCAGAUUCGUACCUUGCUUUCGGAUUGCACCUUGACGGUGCCACACGACUUGGCCACCGUUCAGGAUGAGUUUGAUUUCUGGGAGUAUCGCUACGAGGUACUUCAGGGCAUCAACGACCAGUUGGCACAGUUAGAUGUUCAAAAGAUUCUAAAGGUUCUACAGAAUGCCCAAUCGGUUCACAUGCCCCAAAUGGAGGAGCUCAUUGAAAGGGCCAAGCGGGAGCUGGUCCAGUCACUUUCCAACAUAAAGUUUCUCCGGCUUCUGAUCGAACCCUGCUCCAAAAUCGAUGUAGCUCCAAGUCCAGCUGAUCUAACCAAGCUUUUGCCCCGAAUCAUCCACAUUAUCCGCUUCAUUUGGCUAAAUUCUGAGUUCUAUAACGCGCCUGGUCUGGUGGUGGGAUUGUUCCGGAACUUGAGUAACCAAAUCAUAAGGUUCUGCACAGAUCAAGUCAAAGUGGAUGAGAUCCUAACCGGUAAGCCACGUUUCGGCAUCAAGAUGUGUAAUAUGGCCAUAGACUGUUGCCUGGUUUACAAGGGCAUAUACGAGGAGAUAUCCAAGGGCCAGGAAAAGAAGUGGGACCUCAAUGAGGGCCUCAUCUUCAACCAUAUCGAGGCUUUUGUGGAACGUCUAAACGAUGUUAUUGAUAUUUGUGAGUCUAUGAUUGUGUUUGGUCGCUUGGAUGAGAAUGAGGCCAUACCCAAGUCCUCUUUUGGCGGUUCUUGUGGGCAUGAUCUGGAGAAGAUUGCCGGAAAUGUAGAGCAGCAGUUCAUGGACACACUGAAAAAGCUUCAGGAUACUUCUCAGCCCUAUAUAUUGAAUGUACAUCGAUCGGAGUGGUAUGAUCAAGUCAUUGAUUUCCGGAAAAGUAUGAAAAAGUUGGAGGAAACUGUUCAGCGUUUGAUUUCCAAUGUUUUUCAAAAUGUGUGCAACGUGGAAGAGUCCCUGGAGGCACUACAGGCUUUGUUUUUCUUCUCGUAUCGCCAACGAGGCACUUUAAGAAAAACCUACUUGAAGGAAGUAAGCAAGCUGUGGAGAUCUUUCUCAAAGGAAAUGGAUGCCACGGCAAGAAAACUCAUUGAGGAAGGAAAGGAAGAAUCCUGGCUCGCCAAAUACGUAUCUAAAGCCCUAAAUUAUCGCAUUAACUUGGAGCGCUUGACCUGGCUCCGAGAUCGCCUAACCAAUGCCGAGUGGCUGCCUCCUGUUAAGGAGUCCUCUCCAGCUUUGGCCAAGUUUGAUGCAUUGCAACAUGAGUUUCAAAAGGAAAUCCGGCAGACCUACGAAGAUUGGGUUGCCAAAUGCUGUGGCUAUACGGGAGAUCUUAGCCAGCGCUUGGAUCGAUAUUUGAUUGUACGAUCGAAGAAGUUUCGCGGGCUUCUGGAGUCCAAUGUUGAUGAAUCUGUUAUAGAGUUGUGCGACCAAGCUCUGCACUUUGAAAGAAUGGGCUUUGCCAUACCCAACACCCUGAAAAAGGUGUAUGAGAGACAUGAUAUCCUUAGAUUUCUUUUCAGUUCAGUUAUACAACUGUGUCUUCGUUAUAAUCGCAUCCUGUCCGUGUUAACUGAGAGGGAAAGAAAGUUGUUUCGUCCCUUGGUUCAGGCCUGUGAUCGUCAGAUGGCUCCAGGACUCUUUAAGAUCACCUAUGGUUCUGAGUUAAACGAGGAAUAUUUCGAAGACGCCAAUGAAUUCUUGGUAGAGUUCCUGGAUAUAGUGAAUAUCUACAAGAGGGCCAAUAGGGGAGUGGCCAGGAGCUGUGAAAAGAUUUGCGAUACUUGUCUUUUACAUUUCUCAUCGUUUUCUGGGGUAGUGGAUAUUUCAGUGUUCCAACUCCAAGUUUCCCAGAAACUUAAAUCAUCGGGAGAUAUUCUGAGGAGUUACUACAGCAAAGUUGUGGAGCUUUUGUCGGCUUUCAGUCGUCAGUUUCAAUCGGUGGAUGAUGAGAUGUCUACCAGUUGGAUAGCCUAUGUCAAUGACAUGGACGACAUGCUGGCCAGUUCUUUGAUGACCAGUGCUCGUGGAUCUCUAAUCAAGUUAUUUGAGGCUCUGCACUGCGAUGAGGAUAUGGCAGCAGCUCCUAUUAUAGUCAUCGAGUCCGAUAUAAAGGAUGGCAACAUUGUAUUAAGUCCCGAUAUGGAUACUAUUGCGAAUCUAAUAAACGGAAUCAUCGACAAUAUACGCACCAUGUUGGAUCAGUUUCCACGAUUGGGUUAUAAACUAAAGCUUCCCAAGGAACAACAGCGUCCAGGCUUUGCCGAGGUGUUUCGCGAGGAUCAGGAUUGCUCGGAGUUAAUGAGAAGCAUUCAAGCGGAGAUAUCCAGACAGCGCCAGGAACUGGAAAAGUAUGAGGAGCACUGGAAUCGGCAUCGUAUAUUGUGGGAUACCACUGAGGAGGGAUUCCGGAAAAAGAUAAAGGCUAGUUCCCGGACAGCUGGUGUUUUCGAAGGCGGUAUUGAACAUUACAGUGCUCUGGCAGAUGAUGUGUCCUUCGAGGAUGCCAUCACGACUGUGUACUUCAUAUUGGUCAACCAGAAUGCUCUCAAGAGCACUAUAUUGGAUUGGAUCGAGAAAUGGCAGGCUCUAAAUAUAAGAAUUCUUCUGGAUCAUGCCAGCAAUUGCAUGGGAUCUUUGUACCGAUAUAUGCGACGCAAUGAACGUAAUGUGAUGAAAGUACCCAGAACACUUCGUGAAACUAUGGCGGCCAAGCAAUUAUUUGAGCAACUUUUGAAGGAAGUUCCUGUGAAACAGUCUGUCUUCACCCCGAUGCUGGAACUCUUUGUCCUUCUACACAAAUAUAAUGUUAAGCUGACCGAUAAAACCCAUCAACAGGUGUUGGGAUUGGAGUCGUCUUGGUUGCACUACCUUCAGACCCUCAACGAUGCGAAUGAAAUGCUGGACAACGAGGGCUCUGAAACCAAGUUGGAGCUUCAGGGCCAUGCCGAUAAAUUCAAAUUUAUUUUGAGGGAAUUCCUUGAGGACUUUUACUCCAAGUUGCCCAAGAAAUAGGUUC